This is a messenger RNA of Dissoconium aciculare CBS 342.82, 1021 nucleotides long. RefSeq lists its product as uncharacterized. Lineage: Eukaryota; Fungi; Ascomycota; Dothideomycetes; Mycosphaerellales; Dissoconiaceae. Bases 354 to 614 code for a protein of 86 amino acids. The record is from RefSeq and is a predicted model, not a curated record. The transcript has a single exon.
CGAACCGUAUAUCACGUGAUUUGCACCAUUGGACAUGUCUUAACCUCGGCUAAAAUUUGGCAUUGUUUUGACAUCAGGUGAUGUCUGAUGACAAAGCUGAUAGCCACCUGCACCUGCAUGCAAGCUGGAGGUCUCGCGCCUCCUUUGCACAGUGUCUGUCGUUUUCGGGAAAUAUGGCGACGGGGAUUCGAACAUACUUUCGAGAUGACGAGACAUUGACGACGGCAUUGACGACAUUCACGAUAUUGCCCAGAACGACCCUUGAAAAGAUGCUUCCGGCCAAGCCUCGGACAGCGGCGGGCCAUUGACGGCAGGAGCCAGAUCAUCAUCGACAAUAGCACGCUUGCAAGAUCAUGCUUGGCGAAGCAGCGCGAAAGCAAGGACUUGCAUGUCACCAAGGUCAUGGCUUUUUCAUACUAUGCUCUGGAUUCCAGCGCGGGCAGGUCGCAACAUCCAUUAUCGUUACAGGCUCCAUUUUCAUGUCAGCGAUGCCGUGGUCGUUGUCCUUCAUCGACACAAGAAAGACCCGAAAAUACUGUUUACAGCAGCGCAGCUGGUCGGUCGAUCUGCUUGGCUGUGAUGCAGAUGCUAUCGAUAUGAUCCAUGUGCCGUAACGCUCGCCGCCACGACACUGUAUAUGCCGCAAGCGUUUGUUUUGAUACUGCUGCCAAUGCUUGUCCGAGCCUCAAGAGGGCUUUGCCCCCGAAGCUUUCCUUACAUGUGCUGUAUACGUUUUCAAGUUUGCAGAUGCGACCCAGCACUGUACUGUACAAGCAACAUUCUCGCCACCGCCGCCGCCGCCUCCUCUCAACCUGCGAGGACAUCAUGGUCACGUCGUUGUAUGGCAGUACAUUGCCCGUGUGACUUGUUACUCCUCUUUUUCGCGCGCGGCUUGCCUCUGUCCUUGACGCAAAGAUUGCCCCGAGGUACAUUGUCGUACCAUUGCCAUCCGUAGGUCUGGAGUUCUAAAGGAACGUGCUCAAUAAAGACUAUCUCGUUGAAAGAAGGCUAGACGAAAAAG